AUAACUAAGUCAGAGGAGAUGUUGUGUGUAUUUGAAAGACGAAAUUUUGUGGGUAAAAACGGGAUUUACGAUAUUAGGUGUCAUCAGCUGCACGGACCUACAUUUCCCUGGUUUUUGGGUGUAUGUAGGUCUGGGGUGGUGUGCGGAGGUUUACCUAUUUUAAUUUGGAAGUCGGCGGAAGAGUAG
Messenger RNA from Neurospora tetrasperma FGSC 2508, 186 nucleotides. RefSeq lists its product as uncharacterized. The transcript has a single exon. NCBI's taxonomy places the organism in Eukaryota, Fungi, Ascomycota, Sordariomycetes, Sordariales, Sordariaceae. The annotation marks the transcript as partial. The record is from RefSeq and is a predicted model, not a curated record.